Corylus avellana is the source of this 3286-nucleotide messenger RNA. NCBI's taxonomy places the organism in Eukaryota, Viridiplantae, Streptophyta, Magnoliopsida, Fagales, Betulaceae. The record is from RefSeq and is a predicted model, not a curated record.
CGCCAUCUUUUACGACGAAGAAUUGUCUUCUGUAGUUGUUUCUUCUUGUUGUAAUCCCUGGAGAUAUUAGUUUGCAGAAGCCGCCAUGGGAGGCAUCCAGUUGCUGCUCUUUCUUGCUUUCUUUUCUGCCGGAAUGCACCGUAUUAACUCGCUUACAUAUCCUCGUGAUGCCUCUGCACUCCAAUCCCUGAAGGAGUCGUGGGAGCACACACCACCAAGCUGGCGAAAUUCAUAUGAUCCUUGUGGAACACCCUGGGAAGGAGUUACUUGCAACAAUACUCGGGUGACUGCAUUGAGAUUAUCAACCAUGGGCCUCAAAGGGCAACUCAGUGGUGACAUUGGAGAGCUCUCUGAACUGAGAUCCUUGGACCUGUCAUUUAACCGAGGCCUCACAGGUUCCCUGACUCCACGGCUGGGAGAUCUACAAAAUUUGAACAUCUUAAUCCUAGCUGGCUGUGGCUUCAGUGGUGAUAUUCCAGAUGAGUUGGGGAAGCUUGCAGAGCUGUCCUUCCUGGCUCUCAAUUCAAACAACUUCACUGGAAACAUACCUCCAUCUUUGGGGAAUCUCUCCAAACUCUACUGGCUGGACCUGGCAGAUAAUCAGUUGACAGGACACCUCCCAAUAUCAACCCCCACUACCCCAGGCUUGGACCUCCUUCUGAAGAUUAAACACUUCCAUUUCAACAAGAACCAGCUUUCAGGUCCCAUUCCAGCCGAACUCUUCAGCUCUAAGAUGGUACUGAUACACGUAUUAUUUGAUAGCAACCAACUUUCUGGAAGUAUCCCAUCAACAUUGGGACUUGUACAGACUCUUGAGGUUCUUCGGCUCGACAGAAAUGCUCUGACAGGAGAUGUCCCAUCAAAUCUCAACAACCUUACACACAUCAAUGAAUUGAAUUUAGCCCAAAAUCAUCUGACUGGCCCUUUUCCAGACUUGAGUAAAAUGACCACCCUCAAUUAUGUGGACCUUAGUAACAACUCCUUUGACCCAUCCGAAGCUCCAGCUUGGUUCUCAACCUUACCAUCACUCACCACUCUGGUUAUGGAAUAUGGAAAACUUCAAGGGCCUGUCCCGCAAAAACUCUUCAGCUUUCCACACAUACAGCAAGUGAAAUUGAGGAACAAUGAAUUUAAUGAGACAUUGAACAUGGAUGAAGACAUCAGCCCACAAUUGCAGUUUGUUGAUUUGCAAAACAACCAAAUAGCCGCAGUAACGUUUGGCGGAGCUGGCUACACAAAGAUAUUAAUAUUGAUUGGAAAUCCAGCGUGUUUUUCCCCUAUUCUCUUGAAUAGCAAAUACUGCCAGCUUCAGGAACAAACUACAAAGCCCUAUUCUACCAGCCUUGCUAAUUGUGGAAGCAAAUUAUGCCCACUUGAUCAGAAGCUCAGCCCUCAGAGUUGUGAAUGUGCUUAUCCAUAUGAAGGAACAUUAUACUUCAGAGGACCCCGUUUCAGGGAAUUGUCCAAUGUAACUAUGUUUCAUUCACUUGAAAUGACCAUGUGGAUUAAACUGGGCCUCACUCCCGGUUCUGUUUCUCUUCAAAACCCCUUCUUCAGUGUUGAUGAUGACUAUCUUCAAGUGCAGCUGGCUCUCUUUCCAGCAGAAGGAAAAUAUUUUAAUAGAUCAGAGAUUCAGAGAAUUGGGUUUGAUCUGAGUAAUCAAACUUACAAACCGCCUAAAGAGUUCGGACCCUACUAUUUUAUAGCAUCUCCUUAUGUUUUUCAAGACUCAGACAGAGGAACUUCCAUUAGCACUGGUUUGAUUGUUGGGAUAGCAGUUGGAAGUGCCAUUUUGGUUCUGGUCCUUCUGGGGGUAGGGACAUACGCUGUUCGGCAAAAGAAACGUGCAGAAAAAGCCAUUGGAAUGAGUAGACCAUUCGCUUCCUGGGUACCAAGUGGCAAAGACAGUGGCGGUGCACCACAAUUAAAGGGAGCAAGAUGGUUCUCUUAUGAUGAACUCAAAAAGUGCACCAACAAUUUCUCUGACAGUAAUGAGAUAGGCUAUGGAGGGUAUGGCAAGGUUUAUAGAGGGAUACUCUCUGAUGGACAAGUUUUGGCAAUCAAAAGAGCUCAGCAAGGAUCAAUGCAGGGUGGACUCGAGUUCAAGACUGAAAUUGAGUUGCUUUCGCGAGUUCAUCACAAGAAUCUUGUUGCCCUUGUGGGUUUUUGUUUUGAACAAGGAGAGCAGAUGCUAGUCUAUGAAUAUAUGCCUAAUGGGACGCUUAGGAAGAGCUUGGCAGGGAGAUCUAACAUUCAUCUUGAUUGGAAGAGAAGACUCCGCGUUGCACUUGGCUCAGCUAGAGGACUAGCUUACCUACAUGAGCUUGCUAAUCCUCCCAUAAUCCACAGAGAUGUUAAGUCCACCAAUAUUCUGUUGGAUGAAAAUUUAACAGCAAAAGUUUCAGAUUUUGGCUUGUCUAAACUGGUAUCGGACACUUCCAAAGGACAUGUUUCCACUCAAGUUAAAGGCACACUGGGUUACUUGGAUCCAGAAUACUACCUGACUCAACAAUUAACUGAGAAGAGUGAUGUGUACAGUUUUGGAGUGGUUAUGCUUGAACUGGUAACGGCAAAGCAACCGAUCGAGAAGGGAAAGUACAUCGUCCGGGAGGUGCGAAUGGCGAUGGAUAAGAACGAUGAAGAACACUACGGCUUGAAGGACAUGAUGGAUUCAUCCAUCAGAAACACACCUAAUCUUAUAGGGUUUGGAACGUUCUUGGAGCUGGCCAUGCAAUGCCUUGAAGAUACAGCUGCAGACCGUCCUACAAUGAGUGAAGUGGUAAAGGCCAUUGAGACUAUCUUACAGAAUGACGGCUUGGCUACAGACUCUACCACUUCUGCAUCAUCAUCUGCCACAGACUUUGGAGCUUCAAAGGCUGCUUUUAAGCAUCCUUACAAUGACUCUUUGCCAAGAAAGGAUGUCAGUGACAGCGAUACGUUUGAUUACAGUGGUGGAUACACAAUUUCGGCAAAAGUCGAACCCAAGAUUCCUAGGGCCACAUAAAGGACUUGCUCAGCUACCAAACAGAGAGCAAAGCCAUGGUUUGGACUAAGGAAGAGAGAGACAGAGAGAUGGGUAAUUAGAUGAAAUUAAUGUCAUGAAGCUGUCCAUGGACAAUCCAUGGUUGCUAUGGCUGAGACUUGGUGUGUAGAGGGACUGCCAUUUUCGUGCAUUCAAUUUGAUGCUGUAUUCUAUAGAAGUCAAGGAGAUCAACUUGUGCAUGUUGUAUGUACGAUCACUAUCUUAUCCAAAAUCAGUGAAAGGAGGAAAAUAUCUUCCAUGGAA